AAAUAAUUAGGUCAUUGUACAUUAUGGUAACCAAUGUAUACAGCAAGAAUUUCGCAUUAAAUGGAGAUGUUUCAAACACUGCUUUCAACAAAAUUUAGAUAGAUGAAUUGUAUUGACGGUUUCUGUGACCUAUACAUCAAGUCACCAGCAUUUGGGUAAUGUAGUGGCUGCAAUCGGGAAAGAACAUUAGACGAUUUAACUGAAGAAGAAAGUACAUUUCAUCAAUCAAAAAUACAACUAAGCUGAGUGAAUAAAUGGAACGUAUUAUAUUAAAUUGAAAUAUCAGAUGGGUGUCUGUAUAGCUUCAUUGUCCUCAUCUUAUCAUACAAAUAAAUUUAGCACACCGUUUAACAUGUGCUACAAAAAUAAAAACUGAAGUUAAAUCAUUCAAUCAUUCAAUUUCACUAAUGGAUUCAUCAUCAUUUCAAGAUACCCUCAACACUGAUCCAGAAUUAACAUUCGAUGAUUUACCGAUGCCAUUUAAAAUGUUAGACAAAUUAUUAUGGAGCAUAUUUGAGGAAACAUGGAAUUUAAUUGAAACAAAAGAGAAAUAUAAAAGUGAGCAAUUCAAUUUCCAACAAUCAUGUUUACAAAAACUGAAUGUGAAUAUGGACAUUGAGAAUAUUCACAUAUUUACAAUUGUUGGACAGUAUUUAUUUAAAAUAUUUGAAAAUCAAAUUAUUGUAUAUGAUGUAAACAGUUUGAAAUUGAUUUCGGAGUGGAAGUACUUGAAUGGACUUAACAGUUGCAGCGUAAUACGUACAUUUAAAACAAUUCAAUACGAUAAAAAUGUUAUUUUGCAGCUUAUUAUAAAUGACUCAGGUCAAAUAAGUCUUGUGAUGUUUGUUGAAGGGUUAUUCAUUCCAAUAAAGCAAUAUAACUCACCAUCCGAUGGUUUACUAUAUCAUACACUCAAUGGGAAGAUUUCACCGUGCGGAAAAUAUUUUAUCUCUUUAAAUGAAGAUUCAAUUAAUUCGAAAAUUUGGUUAGAAGUUUAUCGUUUACCAGUAGAUGCAUGGAUGAAAGAAAUUUUACCAAUCGUUCAAGAAUUUCAAAAUGCAAGAACAUUCACAUCAAGCCUGGAAACCUCAACUCAGGAGACAACCAUUAAUCUGAUCGAACGAAAAUCAUUUUAUGAAAAUCAAUUUCAGCUUAGUUCACCUAUGUUAUUAGGAAGAAUUAAAUAUCCAGUAAUGCCGCCAAGUCCUGCAUGUAAAUCAGUAACAGCAGCACUCAAGCAAGCUAAUGAUAAGGCUAAUCUUUUGAGUUACUCAAAUCUUGGUACUCAUUUGUAUUCCGAUGCAAUUAAUGAAUCAAACCAGUUGACAUUCAUCGAACAUCGAAAUUAUCCUUCCUGUUUAACAGCUCUUCCUAAACCACAGCUUGAUGAAAAGAAUUCAGUAUCCGUCCAAGGAUUCACAGAAAGCCCUGAAUCUACAAAACAGAUAUCUGAACCCACAACAGAAAGAAGUCAACCACACUCACCAAGUUCAAUAAAACAUCAAACUAGAAAUACAAAAUCUUCUAAACGUAAACAACAGCACAAAGAACAAACAAUAAAUGGACGUAAUAAUAAAAAAGCUGAAAAGAUUAACUCUAAUGUUGAAACUACCGAUGCAUUAUCAAAUAAAGACAACGAUGAAAAGUCAAAAAGGAAGAAUAAAAUUAAUAAUAAAAAACAAGAAAUUGAAUUAGAUAGUGAAACAAAUGUAAAAGAUUCGGUUAUUGUUGGAACUGAACGAGUAGAUGAUUCAUUGAAAAAAAUUCAACAAAAUGAAGAAAUUAGAAGACAGUUAAUAAAAGAUUUAAAUGAAGCACAACCUAAAUGCUAUCCAUAUUUUGAAUUCCUGCCAAUUAGUUUAACCUCUAAUAGUAAACUAUCAGAAAUUUCAUCUUUGACCAAUUUGUCUUACUCUGGAUCGAUUUGUGUUUAUUGGUCUAGAUCAUGUUAUCUUUUCUUUUAUCCUUUAGAUAAAUUCUCUAAAACCGAAGAAGGCGUAAUAGAAGAAAUACGAUAUUUCGGUUCAGAAAUAACUUAUAUUUCAGUUAUCUAUUCUAGUCAUUCCGUCAAUACACAUGAAACAUUCAUUGAUGAUAAAGAAAAUCUGUCAAAGAAGUCAGAUUUAAUUAAUUCGAGAAAUAAUUAUCUGGUGAUUGGUCUUCAAUCUAGAUUAGUUAUAAUUAAACAAUUACAGUCAGGGAGAUACUUACCCCUAUUUUAUACCGAAUUAGGAUCAUUGGUAGAUGCUGGUCUGUUGAUAAGUACCAAAUACAUCAAUCUACUUACUGCAUGUUAUGUAAAUGGGACUAAACACUCAACCAAGGGUGAUUUGAUAUUACGCAAGAAAUUCACGUUUGAUAUUUAUAAUUUAGAUGAAAAUCAAUUGACGUGGAAAAAAACCCAUAUUGUGGGAAAGAAGAACUUUCAUUGUGAAGCUAUUACCAUUUUAACCGUAGAUGAUAAUUUCACUGAACUAAAAUUGAGCAAGAGAACGAGGAUAAAAUUCAAUCUAAACUAUUUCGUGUUGACUUAGAAUUUAAACCACUUGAAAUUAGGA
This is a messenger RNA of Schistosoma mattheei, 2558 nucleotides long. The record is from the annotation of a GenBank genome assembly. NCBI's taxonomy places the organism in Eukaryota, Metazoa, Platyhelminthes, Trematoda, Strigeidida, Schistosomatidae.